Molecule: messenger RNA, 1423 nt
Organism: Cotesia glomerata
Lineage: Eukaryota; Metazoa; Arthropoda; Insecta; Hymenoptera; Braconidae
Product: putative ankyrin repeat protein RF_0381
Exons: 1
Coding region: 241-1182 (313 amino acids)
Molecular function (GO): protein binding
Source: RefSeq, a predicted model, not a curated record
CCUAACAUGUUUAUACAUAGUAUAGCUAAUUGUUAAGUAAUACACACACACCAAUGCAGAGAAAUAAGAGUCAGUACUCACUAAUUAUACCUAUGAACUGAGUUGUUAUUUUAAACCUAACCACAAUAAAAUUGCACGUGUUUUAGAGAUAAGAGUGGUUCAAAGUUCUAAAAUAAAAUAGCAAAAACCAGCUACAUAGUCAAUACAAGUGAACACGUAUUUACAGUGAAGAAUAUCAUCAUGUCUACGAGCAGUUUAAAAAGUUUAUUAACUUCUUCUAUUCGCGCUGGAAAUAUUGAAAAAAUUCGAACUUUGUUAAAUUCAAUAAAUAUAUCUGACACAGCGUGGUAUACAGCUUUAAAACGAGCAUUAAAAUAUAAACACUUUAAAAUUGCAAAGCUCUUGCUGACUAAUCAUAAUAAUGUGUUUAGUACAUCUGACCCACGAUUAAAUCCAUUACUGCAUUAUGCAGUAAAAAUAGGAAAUUUAUCAAUUGUAAAACUUCUUUUGGAACGGGGAGCGGACAUCAAUGCUGAAGAAUCUAAUGGCGUAACUGUUCUUCAUGUUGCUGUUUCUCACCAGCAUUUAUCAAUUGUUCAGUGGCUUUUGAGGAAAGGUGCUCUGGCUAACUUAAAGUGUAAUUUACCAGACAGAGCAGGUUAUACACCACUUCAUUUGGCGUGUGAAAUAACAAACUGUGAAUUUGCUAAAAUUUUAAUCGACUACCAAGCAGACGUUAAUUGUUCCUCUGUAGACAAUGUACAACCAAUUCAUAUUGCUGUUUUGUAUGAAAAUGAAAAAAUUAUUUGCUUACUUUUGAGCCAUGGUGCAAACAUUAAUUCACGGUAUUAUCCAGGACCUAAUAUUUACAGCAAUUAUUUUUAUCCACCAACCUUGUUGAGUUAUGCUGUUCAAACAAAAAAUUUAAACGUAGCAGUACUGCUGAUCAAAUAUGGAGCUUCUAUUUAUUCGCAAGAUAAUGAAGGAAAAACUUUAUUGAUGUAUGCAGUCGAAAAUAAUGAUACGGACAUAGUGAAACUUCUUUUGAGUAACGGAGCCGUUAUGAACGAUUGUGAUAAUAUUGGACGAACAGCGAUUAAUUUUUUGAGUUGUAACGAGACUUCAUGUAAAUAUAAUUCCCUUAAAUCAGAACGUAAAUUUAAGACAAAUUCAUUUCCUUAAACUAGAGCUUGAAUUCGGAAAAUAAUAAUAACUUCUGAUUUCAGAUGAUUUUUGUGUUAUAAUAUCAUUUUAAUAUGAUAUAGAUAUUUCAGCAAUAUAUUAAAUCAACUUUGCAUUUUAUACAUAAUACUUAUAAUAUUAAUGAUUAAAUAAUAUUUUUUUGAUUGAAAAUUUCUAAUACUUAUUUCUUUGUUUAUAAUGCAUUACACAACUAAAAUAUUUUAUAUUUAUACUACUUUUA